Molecule: messenger RNA, 2797 nt
Organism: Exaiptasia diaphana
Lineage: Eukaryota; Metazoa; Cnidaria; Anthozoa; Actiniaria; Aiptasiidae
Exons: 3
Coding region: 717-2072 (451 amino acids)
Molecular function (GO): protein binding
Source: RefSeq, a predicted model, not a curated record
GUUUCUUUGUAAGGUCAAAAGUCACGUUAUUUUCGUUGUUUUUAAGAAGUCCGUAUAUACUAGGCACACAAAGGAUGCAAAUGCAUUUAGGGAACAAUUACAUACUAGGGUGUGUGCAUUUGAAUAGCUAAAUUCCAACGUAGGACCAUCAUUUAAGAAAUGAUAAAAAUAUACGCGAGCAAUGAGCGUGAAUAUCAUUUAUACAUGACAAUGAUUAAAUUGAUUUUGCUAAGAAAUUGUAAUAUUGUCCAUCCAAUAAAACAUUGAUGUAAAAGUAAGCAUUCUAAUCAAGUUUAGAGAUAUUUGAAAUUCGGCUUUGUUGUUUGAUCAAUCGCACCUGUGAAAUUAAAGAUAUGAAAACGUGGCACAAAARCAGCAGAUGAUUUCUUGUGAUUUUAAAGACAUAAGAAAAUAAGGAAUGGGUGAAAAAAAAAUGAAUGGAAGGAGGUGAAAUUGGGAAAAGGAUGAAAAAGGAAAAAAUGAAAUAAAAGCAAGCGUAGGAAAUAAAUAGGAAAAAAAAAACUCAUCAAAAAAGUGAAUACAAGGUAUAGAAAAAUGAACAAGUUUMAUUGUGAAUAUUGGGAUUCCUGUGUAGAGUCUAUUUUGGUACCCGUUGUCAUGACGAAUGUUCCAAAGAACAAUAACCUCAAAAUGGCUUCUUGACUUCGAAUUGGAACGUGUUUGUAACUUAAAAGCCGUUUAGCGGCUUACCUCGAAUGAUGGCCUUACAAAAGAAGAAGAAAAMGAAUCUGAAAACCMWUCCCUUUGACAUUUACAUCAAAUUGGCRCCGACUUCAGAGAGAUUUUUACUUAAAAAUGUCAACUCGGACAUGAAAGUUCGUGAACUCAAAUGUUACGCAGAACUUGUUGUUGGUAUUCCUAGUAACUUGCAAAGGCUUCAGUAUCUCGAUGAAGGUGAUAUGAUGGACGAUUCAGAUUUAAAAUACAACGAUGUUGUCGCUGGAGCAACAAUAAAUUUAAAAAUUUGGCGAAAUUGGGAAUCUUUAAUAGCUGCCGCGGCUAAGGGUGAUGUCGAAAGUGUUUUCAAACAAGAUAUUGUGAUUUCCAAAGACUGGGAAAAGYUGGAUCCUCUUUUAUAUAAAAGUAAAUUAACUGUAGCUAGCGAUAGAGCGGCAGUGGCUCUAUUCAUAGCGGCUCACCGAGGAAAUUCCCAGUUAAUUCGUWGUUUAAUAGAUAGUGCUAAAGCCAAUGUAAACAUGAAAACUCCAUUUGGGCGCUCGCCAUUACAUGUCGCUGCUUCUCAAGGACAUUCCAUCAGUAUUGAUUUAAUGCUUGAAAAAGGUGCAGCGAUUGAUGAGUCAGAUGCUCAAGGAAAGACUCCAUUGAUGAUUGCAAGCCAGUGUGGUUACAAAGACAGCGAAAGACAUCUAUUUUUAUUCCAAUGGCAGCAAAGAGCAGCCAAGAUUAAGUCAAGAAAGAGGAGUACCUCACUGAUGAUGCAUCAACAGUUUGAUUCUAAUUUUCCCAUUUGGUUCAAAGGGACACAUGCCCAGUUGUAUUAUUGUCAGACCCUUCCGCCGGGUGAGUUCGCAGGUACUGGGCUGAAUGCCCCAAGACGGAAACCUCCAGUUGCACAUCAAGAAUAUUUUGAUGAUGGUUCAGAGUUUGAGCUGCCGCCAAUUGACGAGAGAGGCCGUGUUAGUCAUGUAUCACCUACAUCAAUGCGAAGGAGAUUAUUGGAUGACAGAAGAUUAACAAGCAGUAAAUCUCGUAGUUCUGUAGCAAGCUCAAGGUCUUCGAAUUUUGACGACUGGUUACAAGCCAAGAAUCAACAAAAGAAAAAAGAGCAACAACGGAAACGUGAAGAGCAAGCAAGAAAAGAAAUGGAAAAUGAGAUGAAGAGGAGAGGUGGAACAGGAAAAAGCUUUGAGGACUGGAAACAAUCCAAGCAAAAGAACAAACUUUCACCUAUUCAGACUGACAUUCGCAAGGAUGUWUCACUCUAUCAGGAUGAGARYGAUGAUAGGACUCUAGAGAUGACMUUUCAACAAUGGCUGAGACUGAAGUGCGAAGGAAGGAAUGAAUAUAGCGAYACUUACAUUUAUGGAUAACAUAUGGAUCAAUUUCCCAAUAUAUAUCCUMAGCUUGCCCAAUGUCAUGGAAUCCAGAUUAUGGAUUCUAACAAAAUUGUGGCUGUGGAAUCCAGACAUUUGGAAUCUAGAAUCCACAUCAAUAGAAACAGAAUCUGAUAAAAUGAGAGCUGUAUUCAGGAAUCCCAAAAAUUAAUGGUUGUCUAAUUGCAAUAAGUAUUACCUUACUAGUGGACUAUUGCAAAUCYUUCGUUCUGGUUGGCUACGCUACACGGGGUCUAUUUUCAAUAGUCCUCGACUAGUGAAAAGCGACAACUUUUUGUGUGUUUUUAGCAUUAAAAACAUUUAGUUAUUUAUAUAUUUCAUUCAUUUUUUUGUCCAACUAGUAUGGUAAUACUAAAACAAUUAGAUCUCUUGGCCUCGUGGACUACGAACUGAUGCUUUGUGAAAGUUAUUCAUGGAGUCCGUAAACCUUCAGCUCUCUGGAUUCCUUGUCAUAGGGUAUUCUCAGCCCAUAGGCAACUUUCUUUUUUUGUUUCUCUCAGUUUGGGUUCCCUGUGUCAAAGCAAGUGAUGGUUGGGCUCCAGGGAUCUCAAAGAGAGAAUAAGUAGGUGGUUGCCUGUGAGUGAGCUAGCCUCCAUAAGCAAACGUUCUUAGUGGUUCAAUUCUCUAACUAUAAGAAUGUCUGCUUAAGGAGGCUACAAGUGAGCCUUGUCCAAUUGUAUUAUAUAUUUAUUUUUUUAGGA